AUGGUAGAUCCUACAAGGGAAGAAGCUGUCUUUCCUCGUCCAUCAACACAGGAGAUCCAGUCAACAUGGAAAGCUCUAUUUUCGGAUCCAUUGAUAUCGCCAAGUCGUCUUAAAGCAACUGCGUUGACCAAGAAUGGUUUGGGUGAAGCUGCCGCUGAUGGAGGGAUAAUCCUCAGGUCGGUAUAUUGGCGAUUCUACCAUGGCUUACUACCUCCACCGACAUCUCCCAAUCUAUUCAGCACGUCCGUAUCAACUUCAAGAGAAGCUUACAACUCCCUGCGGCGUCGAUUCCUCAUCGCUCCGGAUGGAAGAUGGGCGUCCGACUGUACUGGAUCGGAAGAUCAUCACUCUCACUCCCCCUCCAAUUCCUCAUCUUCUUCUGCUUUCGCUCCUUCCUCAUCUUCAGUAAAGACUAAUGGGUGGGAUCCUCUAUCGUUGGACAGCUCAUCACCUUGGAAAACAUGGUUUUCUCACGUAGAUCUACGAUCGACCAUCUCUCAAGAUGUAGAGAGGACUUUCCCUGAUAUACCUUAUUUCCAACUACCCCGAGUGAAGAAGAGCCUCACGACUUCCCUUUUCUUAUACUCGAUUUUGAAUCCCGAUGUAGGCUAUAGACAGGGGAUGCACGAACUCUUAGCUUGCUGCUUCUUAGCUGUCGACAGAGAUAGCUUAGACCAGAAGGAUAACACCUCAAACAAGGUGGAAAAAGGGGAGGGGGAAGAAGCUAUGUGGACUACGUUAGAUAGGAGAUAUGUCGAACAUGAUUCUUUCCAGUUGUUUCAGGCUAUCAUGAAGAGUGCGAAGGAGUUUUACGAAUGGAGAGCUGAAGAAGGUCCAAUCAGGAAUCGAUCUGUCAACGCACCCCAAGCACCUAUAAUAACGAGGUGUAAUAAUAUACAUUCCAGCUUGAUAAGGAGGAUAGAUCCACAAUUAUGGGAAAGGCUAGAAACCGAAGGUGUAGAAGCGCAAAUAUGGGCUAUCCGAUGGAUACGUCUGAUUUUUACGAGAGAGAUUCCAUUCCCACUGGCUAUGCGUCUCUGGGAUGGUGUGUUUGCCGAAGAUCCGGGAAUGGGAUUGUUAGAUUUCGUGUGCGUCGCCAUGUUGUUGCUCAUUCGGAAUGAACUGAUCGAAGCGGAUUAUCCCACUCUUCUAACCCAAUUACUCCACUACCCAUCUCCAUCCCCUUCAUACCCCUUCGAGCCAUCACUCAUCUUGUCCCAGGCGGUAUACCUUAAGGCCAACAUAUCGCCGGCAGCUGGAGUAGAAGUAGUUCUGCAAAAUCAAGAUAUUCUAGGGGUAAAGAUCAGUCGAGGUCAGCAAGCGCAGCAGGCAACUGAUGGACGCCCAUCAGUCCGUGUCGAACCAGGAAGGGGAAGUAGAGGAAGAGCAGGGAUGGGCGGACUGGCACAAGGUCUCUUUGAGAGAGCGCAGGCAGCUGGACUAGAUAAGACUUUCAUGGCUACCGUUGCUGACUUGCGUAGAAACCUUCCCGAUUCUGCGACCGCUUACUCGUAUCUCCCCAAUCUUCCUUUCUCCCCUGGAACACCAUCAAGAGAGGUCGGCUCAUUUUCCACUAUCCCCUCGUCGACCUCUGCUCUGCCUCGCUCCUUCCUGACUUCACCAUCCUCUCAACCACAACAACAACCACCGGCACGUCCUCCCGUUGACAGUCGACCUUCUGUAAACAGCGUGGCAACUCAGCAAUCGCUGAAGGAUGCGGAGUUGGAAAUGGCCGAAUUGAGGUUAGCGAUGGUGGGUAUGGGCAAAGCAAUGUCCGAAUGGCUCUCUGUACUUGGCCCUUCUGCGGGAGCCGAAGAUGGAUAUGAGAUCGAGAAGGAGAAGGAGAACGCUUGGAGGGGAUUGGAAAGGAUCAAAGAUGGGUUAUUGGAUGCUGCGGGUAAAGAGACUGAAGAGAUCGUGAGAGAAUGGGGGUGGCACGACGGAUUAGAAUCUUCAAGUAUCAAUUCCAGGUCGACCACACCUGCUCCUGUCUCUCUUCCACCUCCAGCAGCUACAACGGAUGGGGAUGAUUCCUUGACCUCACAUACACAACCGCUACAAUCAAGAGAUAUCCUCUUUGAGAAGGAUACAUUGGUUUUUGAAGAUGUUACACCUACAAUAUCACAAUAUCCUACCAUGCCUAAUCCACCUUCUUUACCCUCUCCUCCGAAUAAAUUAGUGAAUCCCGCACCUUCGCAUAACAGAUAUGGCAAUUCAUCGAUCAAAUCCAACCUAACACUCUCAUCAUCCUCUACAAAUCCUUCAAUUGGAUUACCUAGAACACCCGUACCUGUGCCUUCACCUGCCACAGCGCCAUUGCCACCCCGACCUCGACCGAUAUCGUCGGACACAAAGAAUAAAAGACCUAACACAGCUGAACUACCUAGAGAGAGUGAUCCCCUAGCUGGACUAGGAGUGAUCACCAGAAACAAGGAUAAGGAUAAAUCGAAUCAUUUUGAUGUGGAUCCAUUACUUGGCGUAGGAGUUAAUCGAUGA
Molecule: messenger RNA, 2496 nt
Organism: Kwoniella botswanensis
Lineage: Eukaryota; Fungi; Basidiomycota; Tremellomycetes; Tremellales; Cryptococcaceae
Exons: 7
Coding region: 1-2496 (831 amino acids)
Biological process (GO): activation of GTPase activity
Molecular function (GO): GTPase activator activity
Source: RefSeq, a predicted model, not a curated record